CUAUAAACUGUGAGCUUUUCCCCCAAGAAAUUUCCAUAUUCUGGCGUGACCAUAAUUAAGGUCUGACUUUCCAAAUUAUAUCUUCCGUCUUGCAUUGGUCCUAUAUAUAUAUAUAUAUAUAUUUCAUGCAUUCCAUUGUAUUUGCCACCGCAUCUUCUUCUCUCUGUCUUCUCCUAGCCUAGUUGGUUCUUGAAUCUUCCCUGACGCUUCGUUAGCUUGAGACCACCAUCAUCAUCAUCACCAUCUCUAAUGGCUGAUCAUGUUCUGACCCGUGUUCAUACGCUCCGCGAGCGCCUUGAUUCCACCUUGGCUGCUCACCGCAAUGAGAUUUUGCUGUUCAUGUCAAAGAUUGAGAGCCAUGGGAAAGGAAUCCUGAAGCCUCACCAGCUCCUGGCUGAGUUUGAGGGGAUCUUUAAGGAUGAAAAAGACAAACUGAGAAAUCAUGCCUUUCAAGAAAUCUUGAAAUCCACACAGGAAGCGAUAGUUUUGCCCCCAUGGGUUGCGCUCGCCAUCCGUUUGAGGCCCGGUGUGUGGGAAUAUGUUCGUGUCAAUGUUAGUGCUUUAGUUGUGGAGGAGCUGACUGUUCCUAAGUAUCUGCAACUCAAAGAAGAGCUCGUUGAUGGACCGUCUGAUGGUAACUUUGUUCUUGAAUUGGAUUUUGAGCCAUUCACUGCUUCCCUUCCCAAGCCCACCCUUACCAAGUCCAUUGGCAAUGGAGUUGAGUUCCUAAACAGACACCUUUCCGCAAAAAUGUUCCAUGACAAGGAGAGCAUGGUUCCUCUCCUUGAUUUUCUCCGAGUUCACCAAUACAAUGGGAAGACGAUGAUGCUAAACGACAGAGUCGUAGACCUAAACACUCUCCAAAAUGUCCUAAGAAAGGCAGAGGAAUAUCUAACCACACUCCCUCUAAAAACUCCAUUCUCUGAAUUUGAAAACAAGUUCCAAGCAAUUGGAUUGGAGAGGGGUUGGGGUGACACUGCCGACCGUGUGUUAGAGAUGAUCAGAAUGCUUUUGGAUCUCCUGGAGGCUCCUGAUUCGUGCACUCUGGAGAGGUUUUUGGGAAAGAUUCCUAUGGUUUUCAAUGUCGUUAUCCUUUCGCCACAUGGUUAUUUUGCACAGGAAAAUGUUUUGGGAUAUCCUGACACUGGCGGUCAGGUUGUUUACAUUCUUGAUCAAGUUCCUGCAUUAGAGAGGGAGAUGCUUAAACGCAUCAAGGAGCAAGGACUUGAUAUUAUCCCAAGAAUCCUCAUUAUAACUAGGCUGCUACCAGAUGCAGUUGGAACCACUUGUGGUCAACGCCUAGAGAAAGUGUUUGGGGCAGAACACUCCCACAUUUUGAGGGUUCCCUUUAGGGAUGAGAAGGGCAGCAUUGUACGUAAAUGGAUCUCUCGUUUUGAAGUCUGGCCAUACAUGGAGACCUUCAUUGAGGAUGUUGCGAAAGAAAUUACUGCUGAGUUACAGGCCAAACCAGAUUUGAUCAUAGGGAAUUACAGUGAGGGUAACCUUGCUGCCUCCAUACUGGCUCACAAGCUAGGCGUGACACAGUGCACAAUUGCUCAUGCAUUGGAGAAGACGAAAUACCCAGACUCAGAUAUUUACUGGAAAAAGUUUGAUGAAAAAUAUCACUUCUCAUCCCAGUUCACAGCUGAUCUCAUCGCUAUGAACCACACUGAUUUCAUCAUCACCAGCACCUUCCAAGAGAUUGCAGGAAGCAAGGACAGUGUUGGACAGUACGAAAGCCAUAUGGCUUUCACAAUGCCUGGAUUGUACAGAGUUGUUCAUGGCAUAGACGUUUUCGACCCCAAAUUCAACAUUGUAUCUCCAGGAGCCGAUAUGAACCUGUAUUUCCCUUACUAUGAGAAGGAAAAGAGACUCACUGCCCUUCAUCCCGAAAUUGAAGAUCUCCUAUUUAGCAACGUGGAGAAUGAAGAGCACUUAUGUGUGCUUAAGGACAGGAAGAAGCCCAUCUUAUUCACCAUGGCCAGACUGGACCGUGUGAAGAACCUGACAGGCCUUGUUGAAUGGUAUGCCAAGAACCCAAAGCUGAGGGAAAUGGUGAAUCUGGUUGUGGUUGGUGGGGACAGGAGGAAGGAAUCAAAGGACUUGGAAGAGCAAGCAGAGAUGAAAAAGAUGCAUGAGCUGAUAAAGACCCACAACUUGAAUGGUCAGUUCAGGUGGAUCUCUUCUCAGAUGAACCGUGUCAGGAAUGGCGAGCUGUACAGGUACAUCUGCGACACAAGAGGGGUUUUCGUGCAGCCGGCUUUCUAUGAGGCGUUUGGGCUGACUGUGGUUGAGGCCAUGACUUGUGGUUUGCCUACUUUUGCAACCAACCAUGGUGGGCCAGCCGAAAUCAUCGUCCACGGAAAGUCUGGUUUCCACAUUGACCCAUACCAGGGCGACCAAGCUGCCCAACUCCUAGUUGAUUUCUUUGAGAAGUGUAAAGAGGACCCUUCUCAUUGGGAAACCAUUUCUGCUGGUGGGCUGAAGCGUAUACAGGAAAAGUACACUUGGCAAAUCUACUCGGAGAGGUUGUUAACUUUGUCGGCAGUUUAUGGGUUCUGGAAAUGUGUUUCUAAGCUGGAUCGCCUUCAGACGCGUCGCUACAUUGAGAUGUUUUAUGCCCUCAAAUACCGCAAGAUGGCUGAAGCUGUUCCAUUGGCUGAAGAGUGAAGAGGAGAGAUGAUAAAGGGAUGGGGUGCUAGACAAAAUAUUUAGUUGCUUUGUUUGAAUAAGAACUAUGUGAUUGGUUUGGUUUGGUUUAAUCAUUGUUUACUUCAUUUCUUAAUUAUCAGUAUUGCAGUCUCAGUUCUUUUGUUUGACAUAUUACUGAACAAAGAACCAAAUGGCUCUGUUGCUGUUGCUUAUUGAGAGAGUUUCAUUAAAUUUCUAAAUAAUGCUUCAAGUGUUUA
Messenger RNA from Cuscuta campestris, 2909 nucleotides. Lineage: Eukaryota; Viridiplantae; Streptophyta; Magnoliopsida; Solanales; Convolvulaceae. The record is from the annotation of a GenBank genome assembly.